ACUCGAUUCCCUUUUAAGGGCCGAGACGGCUCCAUUUUGCUUUGUCCGGGGGACGCCAUUGACGUCACCCAGCAGGGCACCGCCCGAGAACGAGGAACGCGCCGAGCGGAGCACCCCCCGCAGUACUCCAAAGUGGAGCCGCCCAAAGGAAAGGCCGGAAGCAGGAAGCGGAGGGGCGGCCGGCGGCCACGUGGGCGCUGGAGGAAUGGAGCGGAGCGGCAGCGAGAGGGGCGCCCCGGAAGGACCGUCGCGCUUUGAGUGCCCAGAGGACUUCGCUGUGACCCUGUUUGCUCCUGGGCCGCCCUUCUCCCCUGAGACACUGCAGAGCCCCUCAAAGCAGCUGUUGCUGAUCAAAGCACCAAUUAACUUCAGUCCGGAGAGUCUUGAAGGCCGUGUUGUGCCCUUCCUUGGCUUCCAGACGCUGAAGGUGCUGCAGCCAGAUGGGACACAGAAGGUCUACGGCAUCCAAACGACUCGUGGGGAUUGGAACAGCAGUGCCCGCCUGCUUGUUCCUUCAGGCCACCAGAGCCACCUCAUCGGUGCACCACUUUUCAGCGGCUGCGUGAGCUUCUGUGAAAGAUAUGGGGACCCUGGUGCCAGCCAGCCCCCAUUCCCAGUGGUGACCAGGCCAGCCCCCCAGAUCCCAGAGGGUCUUAAGCAGCGCUUUUUGCCCUUUGGGGGCCAGCCAAAGAGGCCUCCUCCUUUUCUGCAGGAAGCAACAGAUGAGCCACCCCGGAAGAAGAAAAAGAAGCGAAAACUGGGGGUGGUGGACCCCGAGGGGUGGCCGCUGCUUUUGAAGCAGGAGCCUUGGGUGGGUGAAGGGCCAGAGGUGCGUGCAGAGGAACCUAUGGAGGAAGUAACACGUCACAAGCAAAAGAAAGGGGCUGUGGGGGAGAGGGAAGGGCUGUGCAGGCUCAGUGCCAUCAGACAUCUGCAUGAGCAGGAUGCCCAGCCCCACAGCAGCUUGGGGGCCUCCUCUCAAGAAAGUCUCCUUCCUGGAGAGGCUGAGGAGUGGAAGCACUGGAGCAAGAAGAGGAAGAAGGAGAAGAGGAAGGAGGAGGUGGUGGCGCAGGGAGAGCUGCUGUCGCCGCCACCAGAGCCCCACUCCCUAGACCAGCUGCCUGAGCUGGAGUCCCACGGGGGAGAGAACAGCAGCUCCGGGGCAGCUGGGCUGGUUCAGCGCAAGCACAAGAAGAAAAGGAAGCAUGAUGUGGAGGCGUGGGUGGACCCUGGCUCCAUCAAGGCAGAGGUUGGGCAGGAGCUGAGUGGUCCACUGAGCAGCCCUGAGGGCAGCCUGGCAUUACCGAAAGAGGAGCCUACGGUGAGCCUUCCAAGCUGCAAGUCCAAGAAGAAGAGAAAGAAAAGGGGGGAGGGGGAGGUUGUAUUGCCGCAGCCCAUCUCCAUGAAGCAGGAACUGGGGGGCUGGGGUGAGCUGGAGAGCUCCUCUGGGCAACACGGAGGGGGAGGAGGGCUGAGGGGGCCCUUGGAAGCUGGCGUGGAGUGGCCGGGCCAAAAGCAUCACAAGAAGAAGAGGAAGAAGCACAAGAGGGGGGCGGCAGGGCAGGAGCUGGACUUCAUCAAGGAGGAGCUGAGCAACUCCCAGGCAUAAAGCCUUCCACUGGGGCCUCUUCGCAGGGAGGCAGGAACUCCCACCCUGUCCAAGAGCGCCCCCAACCUGUCCACAACAGCUUGCCUGGUUGCUCCAAGCGGCGGAUGUGAGGUAGCCACCGCCUUGGUUGUAGGAAGAGGGGGCAGGCAGAGCUGUACAGCUCCUGUAUCCUUACUCAGGUUCCGUCUGUGCCUCUGGAUUAAAUAAGGAACUGGGAAUUGCUGAUGUGGAAGCAGGAACCAGACUCCCUUUUUUGCUCCCUCGGCCCCAGAAGAGAAAGUGACUAACUACCCCAUUGGUUUUGCCACUCAGUGGUGUUUUAUUGUGAGUUUGGGGAAGAGAAAUCUUGCUGACUGCUAGAAAAAUAAAAGGCUUAAAUGCCCUUUCUAGAA
Molecule: messenger RNA, 2001 nt
Organism: Rhineura floridana
Lineage: Eukaryota; Metazoa; Chordata; Lepidosauria; Squamata; Rhineuridae
Gene: POLR1G
Product: RNA polymerase I subunit G
Exons: 3
Coding region: 206-1609 (467 amino acids)
Biological process (GO): transcription by RNA polymerase I
Source: RefSeq, a predicted model, not a curated record